Molecule: messenger RNA, 1635 nt
Organism: Fragaria vesca subsp. vesca
Lineage: Eukaryota; Viridiplantae; Streptophyta; Magnoliopsida; Rosales; Rosaceae
Product: probable polygalacturonase At3g15720-like
Exons: 9
Coding region: 1-1635 (544 amino acids)
Source: RefSeq, a predicted model, not a curated record
AUGACUUGGCUUGAAGAGUUUCAUAAAGCUCAGCACACUACCAAAAUUAGCAAGAAGAAAUCUAGUGAGAAGUGGACCGCUAGCUCUUAUGCUUCAAAGCUUAAUGUAAAUGGAACUUUCUUACCUUCUUUGACACAGGGAGGAGUUGGAGGUAUUCUAGGAGACUGCAAUGGUAGUUUUAUUGCAGCCUACAGUAAACCAGUUCAUUAUGUUGCUUCAGCUCAACAUGUUGAACUUAUGGUAAUUAGAGCAGCCUUGGAUUUUAUCAAGCAGCAGCAGCUUAUAAACAUCAUUAUUGAAUCAGAUUGCUUGGUAGCUGUUCAAGAUAUCCAGCAGCCUAGCAGGAAUCUCAGUAUCAUGCAUGUUGCGGUUCUAGACAUCAAGAGUGAGCUCCUAAAUUUGCAAAAUGGUCUUCCUUCACUACUUCACUCUCUUGUGUUUUUAUGGAUUGUUGCUUCGUCUACUUUUGGCGUUGGUUAUGGCCAAAAUGGUACUCUCAACCUCCUUGAUUUCGGCGCCUCCGGCAAUGGCGUAGCUGACGAUACUGAAGCUUUCGACACUGCAUGGAAGACGCUUUGCUCUACCGGCCAAACCUUAAACAUCCCUGCCGGGAAGACCUUCGUAGUUAAACCUCUUAAACUUGAAGGUCCUUGCAAAUCCAGUGGUGUUGUAAUUCAGAUUGAUGGGAAUCUUGUUGGUCCGCCCACUCUUGGCGAAUGGCAAGACGCGUGCGCACUGAAAUGUUGGCUAUGCUUCAUGAGCGUGAACGGCCUCGUCAUCAAGGGGAAAGGAGUUAUAGAUGGCAAGGGCUCAAUUUGGUGGAACCAAAAAACGCAAUCCAUAGAUGCUUUAUACUUCAACAAAUGCUAUCAACUUCAAUUAUCAGGAAUUACUUCUCGUGAUAGCCCUAGAGUCCAUAUAUUUUUAUUUCGCAGCAAUGGUGCACAUAUAUCAAACGUUCAUGUGAGCGCACCGGAAAAUAGCCCGAAUACUGAUGGCAUCGACGUCUCUGAAUCAAGCCAAGUAACCAUACAAGACUCUGUUAUCGGAACUGGUGAUGAUUGCGUUGCAAUUAAGGGAGGCGCCUCUUUUGUAAACGUAACUCAUGUGACAUGCGGACCAGGUCAUGGUUUCAGUGUCGGUAGUUUAGGGAUGAUUCCAUCUACUGCAGAUGAAGUCCAUGACAUAUAUUUUCAGAAUUGUAACUGUGACAAAACUAUGAACUGCGCAAGAAUUAAAACAUGGAUGGGAGGAUCUGGGUUUGCCAAAGAGAUUUUCUAUAAUCAGAUGACCCUUCAACAGUCACAAAAUCCAAUUUUGAUUGACCAACACUACUGUGAUGGCGGACAUAGUUGCACAGUUAUGGCCGGAGCGGUGAAAGUUAGUGACAUAACAUUCAGUGGCUUUACCGGAAGUUCAGCAAGUGAGCAAGCAAUAACAUUGAAUUGCUCGGACUCGGGUUGCCCCAAUAUUCUGUUGGAUCAUGUCAGCCUAACUUCUGGGAUCGGAAAGCCACUUCGUUCUGCAUGUUACAAGGCUACUGGAAAAGCUAGUUUUACUGAUCCUCCAGUUCCUUGCCUAAACUCGAAGCAAAAUCUGGCACCAGUGAUGGCACCACUCCCAAUCACAUAUUAA